Messenger RNA from Klebsormidium nitens, 1950 nucleotides. NCBI's taxonomy places the organism in Eukaryota, Viridiplantae, Streptophyta, Klebsormidiophyceae, Klebsormidiales, Klebsormidiaceae. The record is from the annotation of a GenBank genome assembly.
GCAUUCAACCGGCUUGCGGCGCGGGAAAUCCGCCACGUGUGCUCGAAGGUCGAGUGUAGUGGUCUCUACACGUCAGAGGUAUUGGCAGCGCGUCGCGAGGCGGAGGCGGUUGGCGAGGUCUGGAAGCCGGGGCCGAGGGAGGGGGCGUUUGACGACCUGCGCACCCAUGCCUUUACUUGCGACAAGGUCGUGGUCGGGGACGGGACGAUCUUUGCAAACGCGAGCGCCAUGAAGGACCGCUCUGAGCGGCAAAUCAAGGGGAUCACGCAGCCCAGCUCCCAAGCCCCCAAGAUAGCAGGAGGCUUUACCCCCAUGGGCCCCGGUUCGCAGAAGCCGUCGGACGCGCCCUGGCCGCGGGAAGGACGGGAUUGCCCCUACACCUAUCGGAAUCACUUCAUUGACGGCAUUAGGGACUCGGUCCGGAGCCUUGCGUUCAGAUGGGCAAACUUUCGGCGGAUUCCGGGGAAGCGGGGGCAGGCCGGCAACGAGCCCUUGUUAAUUGAGGAGUUCUAUACCAUGCGCGAGGGCCUCCCCGCUAGCCUUAGAGCACUGGUAGAUUUGGCAGCCUUCCCCCAGCCCCCCUGCCCAGCGAACUGCGCCGCAUGCGCGCGUGCACCCAGGAGGCCCUGGAUGACGCCUUAUCUCAAAGAGGGGCCUGUUCCUCCCACGGGCUACUGCCCUGGUCACUUCCAUGAUCUGGGCGCGUUGGUGCACAGCCUCCUCACCAAGGACUACAGCUGGAUCUACUGCCGCAUCCUUGGGCUUCAGCUCAUGCGCCGCCUGCUCCUUGGAGGCCGGGCGCUAAACAGCAUAGAGCUGGCAUACCUUUGCAACGAUGCGCCCAUGAUCGCUGCCGUCCUGGAGUUCCACUCUCCAAUGCUGCCAGUUGUCCACGUGGCCGGCCAGGGUGGCAAUAUGAGGCAGUACGCCUUUCCCCCGGCUCUGCUCCCACUCAUGCGCGAUAUCUACUGCACCAACUUGCUCGCCUUUGAGCCCUCUGCGAACUUGCGUCGAGCAACCACUCCGUCGCCUCUGCGAUGCCUUGUCGAGGCCAUGGACUUUAUGUGGGGGUUCGAAUUUAUGGAAGCCAAUGAAGAGACGGCUGAUGGCAACGAGGAGGGCGACGAGGAGCGGGCGGCAAAAGAGGCUCGCCUUUGCGAGCGGGCCAAACUCCUGCUCGAGGAGUUGGAGGUGCGGGAUCCCUCCUACUACGCGGACGGAACGCUGCGGCCCGCGUCCAGCGAGUACAGAGAUCAGGUCGAGCGGCCGAGCGCCUACGGGUUCCAUCCCUUGCUGUUCGAGCGGCCCCACUUUAUCGACUGGGAGAACGCUGAAGGUCGUUCCAGCAAGGAGAAGCUGGAAAGGCAUUGCGCGCUUCCGCAGAAGCCCCACACAAAGGGCCAGGUCGGCCUUUUUAUCCUGGCGUGCACCCAUCGCGCACCGCUUGGGUUUCACUAUAUGAAAGGAGCUGAGAGCGUCAGUGAUUUUGGAACCGUGCUCGCCACGCGGAACUCCCUAGAGGCUCUCAAAGGGCUCACUGUGGUCGAAGACUGUGCAUGUCAGCUCCAGGAAUGGUUCUUGAACCGACUGCCGGUGUUGGCCAAGCACAUGUUGUUUCUGGUCGACCGAUUUCACUCAGGGCCUGUUUCGGUCGCCGUUGGAAACGCGGCCAGGCGCUACAGCGUCCAUACCUGCCCUCCAACGCUCUUCAUAGACAGCUUUCCGGUCCACAAGGACACUGCAACGACGGCGUGCGAGGGUUUGAAUGCUGGGCUGAAGGAUUGCAAGCGCAGCCUUCAGCAGAUUACUAGGCUCGAUGACUUCAAGGGUAGGGUGACGACCAUUCUCGACAUCAACUUUGAGAGGUCGAAGCUUGCAAAGUUUGUCGAGAAUAUUGAUGCAGCAAACGGGUGGCUUCGUAGGAGAAUAAGAGAACGGCAAGUCCUUUGA